AUGGACACCCCACGUCCACGCCCGCCAGUCUGGUGCGGCAACCUCCUUACGAAGUUAAUACCCAUCCUCGGUAUACUGCUACUCUAUCGCAUCAUUGACCAAGAACUCGCCGCCAUGCGCUCGAAUCCCCACACUGGUUUUAUAGCAGCAGUUGCCGCGUCCCUUACACACCAUGCCGAGGCUGCCUCAACGGUUGAUCUGAGCUGGCACGCACCGAAUGCUACGGGUAUCAAUAACCUGACGGAGGUGAUUGGGGGCGAGGGCGUUUAUGGGUUCAUUUACAAUAGCUCUCACACGCCAGCGAGCCAGUAUGGGGUUUACAAUUGGUGCAAUAUGCCGCACGUGAGGGCGACCGAGUAUAAAAAGCCUGAGUCCGAAUACAAGUUACAGUAUGUAGAGGUAAUUCAUCGACAUCACAAACGCACUGUUUACGCUUCAAAUUCGUUCCCUGUCGAAUCUUAUGGCUGGGAUUGUGAUGAUGAGGGGUUAUUCUACUAUGGGCAACCGAAAAGUGGGAAGAAAUCUGCGCAUGCAUACUGGCAGGGCUACAUGUCGCCUCAGAAUCCUUUCAUACCUUCCGGCUUCCUGGGGACUUGUCAAUUUCCCCAGAUCACAGCGGAAGGGUUGGACGAUUCGUGGCAGCAUGGCCAUGAUCUAUAUGGGGUGUAUCAUGAUCUCCUGGGGUUCUUGCCAGACAAUGCAGAUGAGAAGGUUGCAUUUAAGGUGACGCAGAAUGUCAUCACCAGUGAAGUGGCAGGAAUGGUUCUCAAUGGCAUGUUUGGGACGCAGGAGGAUUAUCCACUGCUCGUGGCACCCAGUGGUUAUGAUCCCUUGGAACCAACAUACCCGUGUCUCGUCUCAUCAAACCUCUUUGCCGCCAUCCAGUCCGGUGGAAACUGGACAAAUCACCUGACGGCUGCAAGCUCAUUGUACGCUACUCUGGAUAACAUCUCUGGAGUGUCGCCUAAUGAUUCCGGAUUUCACAUGAGCUUCGAUCAUUACUACGACAAUCUUUCAGCCAGACAAUGUCACGGCAAACCCCUACCAUGCAAGCUCGUCGACGGGGUUAAUUCCACCACCUGCGUCACCCAGGAUAUUGCAAAUGAAGUCUACAGGCUAGGAAACUACGAAUACUCCUUCAUCUACCGCGACGACCCCCAAAGUCUCGCAGCAAGCGCGACCAGCUUCGGAGUAUGGAUCGGCGAGCUCACCAGCCACAUCCGGGAUUCCAUAACCGGGAAAAGCAACGUCAUUUACCGGCACAACGUUGCGCACGAUGGUUCGAUCUCGCGACUGCUCUCGGUCUUGCAGCUGGACGAGAUGGUGUGGCCGGGAAUGGGCUCUGAAGUCGUCUUCGAGCUAUACAAGAAGGAUCCAGCGCCCGCCACAACGGCGACAGCUACUGCUUCGGGCGUUGCCUCACCUUCAACAUCAAGCGCAGAAUCCCCGGGAUCCAUGAGCAUUAACAGGUAUUACAUCCGUGUUCUGUGGAAAGGACAAGUGCUUCAGAGUUCGAACCCUGGUUUAGGGUUGAUGGAUAUGGUUCCGCUGGAGACGGUGCUGGCGUAUUUUGAUGGAUUGGUGGGGGUUGGUGCUGAUUUGAUGCAGGGGAAGUGCAACGGGACGGUUCCUGUGUAG
Messenger RNA from Lachnellula hyalina, 1638 nucleotides. RefSeq lists its product as uncharacterized. Gene Ontology annotation, biological process: dephosphorylation. The transcript has 2 exons. Gene Ontology annotation, molecular function: phosphatase activity. The coding region runs from base 1 to 1638 and encodes 545 amino acids. The record is from RefSeq and is a predicted model, not a curated record. NCBI's taxonomy places the organism in Eukaryota, Fungi, Ascomycota, Leotiomycetes, Helotiales, Lachnaceae.